Suillus subalutaceus is the source of this 998-nucleotide messenger RNA. RefSeq lists its product as uncharacterized. The coding region runs from base 92 to 910 and encodes 272 amino acids. Lineage: Eukaryota; Fungi; Basidiomycota; Agaricomycetes; Boletales; Suillaceae. The transcript has 3 exons. The record is from RefSeq and is a predicted model, not a curated record.
CAGCUUUGUUGUCACCGCAUGAGACGGAACUUCACCACUAGCAAGAGACUUAAAACCAGCUGACUCUAGCUUUGCAAUACUACAUUGCACAAUGAUCGUAUCUUUACAGGACUCUACAGAUAAAACUUCCUCUGAACUCAAGGCUCCGCCAGAUACCGAGAAUGAGCUUGCCGGAGAAGCACCUCCUCCAUCAUAUUAUAGCAACACUUCAGAUCAAGAUGCAAUUGCGGGUGCAUCCUCUUCCAGCAUUCCUCCUCAACCCACGUACAAGUCCAAACCAACGAAUUACUUGCAUCUCUUCAAUGAGAAUAACUCUAUCAAGGGGGAGUACGUCAUAGACCCUGGCAUGAACAUCCCCACCUCUCUUCUUCCACCUCUGCGUCCAGAAGAGAGCGAGGCAGAUAGAAAGAAUCUAUCCUUGCACUCAACAAAUGGAUCUGUCAAUGGAGAAAUAUGGCUACUCGGUACUCGAGGCGCUCAACUCUCCGAUUCUAAGACGUCCACAAAACGCACGAUGCUUGGCAUUGACUCUAAACAUGGCUCUGUGACUGCGCGGGUUCACACUAUUCAAGGGGCUGCGCCGUUCUUGCUGACCAUUUCAGCGAACAACGGCUCUGUGACUGUAUAUCUUCCGCGCUCUUUCAGCGGUUUCCUUCUUCUAACGACUAGCCACGGUUCCGUCUUCCUUUCCGAUACUCUCUCCCAAAACUGCACGCAUCUGAGUCAGGUGGAUUUGACUCGAAGAUAUUUUGUUGGAGACUUGUCCACGGUUGAUGACAGUGAUUGGAAUGGGGAUGAACUGCGAGUAGAAGCGAAACAUGGGAACAUCAGGAUAAAAUAUGUCGAAGAACAUACAAACGCAAAUAAUACCAGCAGAGGAGGACUUUUGAAUCGGUUAUUCGGGUGGUAGUGGGUACUUUCUGGAAUCACAUGUACGACUACUUUUCAUGUAAUCAGUACGAUGUGGCGUUGAUCAAUAAACAGCUGCCUGCCUUUUU